Molecule: messenger RNA, 1866 nt
Organism: Onthophagus taurus
Lineage: Eukaryota; Metazoa; Arthropoda; Insecta; Coleoptera; Scarabaeidae
Product: man(5)GlcNAc(2)-PP-dolichol translocation protein RFT1
Biological process (GO): glycolipid translocation; dolichol-linked oligosaccharide biosynthetic process
Cellular component (GO): endoplasmic reticulum membrane
Source: RefSeq, a predicted model, not a curated record
AAUUUUAAGGUUAUGUUAAUAUGUCAUCAUCGACGUCUUCUUUAAUUUUCGUUCAAAUUUCAACGGAAAUAACGCAUAUUUAUCGAUGACAAGUUGCAAAAAUUACGUAAUUAUUACCUAAAAGAACAAACGCGUCGAAUCCUGCACGAAAAUCUUGCAAAAUAUAAAAUAACAAUGAGUAGAAACGUUUUAAAAAGUAGCCUCCAAAACGCAUCGUUUAACAUUAUUUUUCAGAUCCUUUUUAGAUGUGUUACGUUCGUCUUAAACGCUUUUAUAAUACGAUACGUAGGCCAAGAUGUUUUGGGGAUAAUGAACGUUCGAUUACUACUUUUGGAGUCUACGAUUUUAUUUUUAUCGCGCGAACCACUUUUAAAAGCUUGCUUAACGGAUACUAAAUCGCAUAAUUGGGCACAAGUUAUUAAUCAGAUUUGGUUAUCGGUUCCUUUAUCUGGUUUAUUAAGUAUUUGUUUGGUUUAUGUUUGGAUUAACGUUUUAUCAUCAACGGAUGAUCAAUAUUUGAUGCAGUACCAAAUUGGUUGUUAUGCGGUUGCCUUUUCGUGCGUAAUUGACCAAAUAGCACAACCAGUUCAGUUAGUUGCGCAAAGUUAUUGUUUUGUGAAAUUAAAGGUUAUUUUUGAAACGAUUUAUAUAACGGCGAGAACAAUUACUUUUGUUAUUUUGGUUAUAAAUAACCCGGAAAAUGCGAUACAUGCGUUUUCGAUAGCUCAAGUUUCGUCGUCUUUGUUACUUUGUUUGUUGUAUUACGAAUUUUUUUAUUAUUACAUUAAGAAAUUCAACAAUAUUAAAGUCAAAGACGAUUUUAAAAGUGAUAUGGAGAAACGAUUGUUUGGUGAUAUGCAAGAUUUUAAAUUUAAAUCCAUUUUGGAUUUUAUCCCUGGAUUUAUGUCGAAUAAUGAUAAACCUUUGAAUAAAAAGUUGACAAUUUUAACGAUAAGUUUUGCGAAACAAAGUGUGAUAAAACAAGUUUUAACGGAGGGUGAAAAAUAUGUUAUGACGAUUUCACCCGUUUUAACGUUUAGCCAACAGUCGAUGUACGAUAUUGUAAAUAAUUUAGGUAGCUUAGCUGCCAGAUUUAUUUUCCGCCCGAUAGAAGAUAGUGCUUAUUUUUACUUCACCCAAAUGAUUAAAAGAGAUUCGACACUAACACAACAAGAUCAGAAAUCUGUAUCAGAAGCAACCAUAGUUUUAAGCCACUUAUGUAAAGUUGUAACAUCAAUUGGAUUAAUUGCGGUGUUUUUUGGGAACUCUUACAGUUACACUUUAUUAUUUCUUUAUGGAGGCACAAGUUUAACAGAAACGAACCUUCCAACAGUUCUCUUAAAGUGUCAUUGCAUUGCUGUUCUUCUUCUUGCUGUAAAUGGAGUUACUGAAUGUUAUGUAUUCGCUACGAUGAAUAACAAGCAAUUGGAUCGAUAUAAUUACCUUAUGGUGUUAUUCUCAAUCUCGUUUUUGUUGCUUUCUUACAUCUUAACGAUGUUUUUGGGCCCUGUUGGGUUUAUAUUUGCGAAUUGCUUAAAUAUGGCGGCUCGAAUAAUGCAUAGCGUUUAUUACAUAUCCCACAAAUACAAAGAUACAAAUUACAAACCUUUAGACGGUUUAAUUCCAGGAAAAUUCUUUAUUUUUUCGUUGAUCUUAUCAUUAUUUGUAACAAAAUGGUCAGAGCACUUUUAUUUAGAAAAUGUCACCAUGAAAUCAACCUUAAUUCACAUAUUAAUAGGAGCCAUAUGCUUUUUAAUAACAAUUUCAAUUUGGGUUUACGAAAAUAAGCACUUGGCAACAAUCGGAUUUAACAAAUACAAAAGGAGGUUAUCCUUUAAAAGUGAUUAAAUAAAAAUUAAAAAGAAA